AAAGAGUAUAUUGAGCGCAUCGCAGCCAUGGGCGUGUGAUAUUAUCGCUUCUCUAUAUUAUGGACACGCAUCUUACCAUUCCUACUUCUUAGUACGCCAGUACAGCGGCAAGGUCUGCCAAUUACGACAAUCUCAUCAAUUAUGUUCUGGAGAAAGAGUGUUGCCCGCCGUCGUACUUCAUCACACCGACUCUCCACUCAAUUCUACGCCAGUAUCUCCGACAUCGGCGUCACACCGGGCACCGGAAGUAGCUACACCGACACCGAUUUCCAACACUCGUACAAAAAUGGUUACGAAAGUGCCUUUAUCAGUUGUAGAAAGGUCGUUUUCACAUACUCUGCUGAUCGCGUGCCAAAUGAUCAGCAUUCAACGAGUCGAUUACUGUAUUGUUUCGCGAAGCCUAGAGUCCAUCGAUACCGUUAUCACAGCGCAUGCAAGACCAUCACUUUCAUGAUGAAUAGAUCAACAGCACUGGAGGGAUCUCAAAACCCCUCGAUGACAGCCUCAUCAUUGCUCGCAAUCCAGUUGACUAGGCUGAUGCCGAUACGGCCAACCACUUCAAUUCUUUCCAAUUCGCAACCUUUGCACGUCCUAACUUUCAUGGCAAGGAUUGUCCAGAAUUAUACUCAUCGACCAUCACUAACUAGGUGCCGUUAACCGAAGAAGAUCGAGGCGACUUCGCGACUCAACCUUACACGGCGACCAUUACUAGCUAACUUCUACGCUACAUCGCACGAAUGGGAACUUGGAACGAAGCGUUGGUCCGAGAUCGGCAAGCUAUGGCUUCCAGACUUCGUCUGCAUCGUCAUCCUCAGC
Molecule: messenger RNA, 816 nt
Organism: Cucurbitaria berberidis CBS 394.84
Lineage: Eukaryota; Fungi; Ascomycota; Dothideomycetes; Pleosporales; Cucurbitariaceae
Product: glycoside hydrolase family 1 protein
Exons: 2
Coding region: 142-657 (171 amino acids)
Source: RefSeq, a predicted model, not a curated record